Molecule: messenger RNA, 2259 nt
Organism: Talaromyces rugulosus
Lineage: Eukaryota; Fungi; Ascomycota; Eurotiomycetes; Eurotiales; Trichocomaceae
Exons: 7
Coding region: 1-2259 (752 amino acids)
Biological process (GO): DNA-templated transcription; regulation of DNA-templated transcription
Molecular function (GO): DNA-binding transcription factor activity, RNA polymerase II-specific; DNA binding; zinc ion binding
Source: RefSeq, a predicted model, not a curated record
AUGCCACAGCGUCCUCGAAAGCUCCAACGAGCUUCAAAGGCCUGUGACUUUUGCCAUCGGCGCGGCAUAAAAUGCGACAAGAACAGAGGCUCUUUCCAACCUUGUCAAAAUUGUGCAGAUUUUGAUGUUCGAUGCACAUAUGAACGCCCUUCAAAGCGUAGAGGUGUUCGAAGUGAUCUUAACAAAGAGAUAAGCGAACCGGUACAACAUCGGGAUCGCCAACAUGGUGUUGCGACGUCUCCCUCUCGCCAAGCUCGUUCUCAACCUGCUGUUCAUCCCGAAGCCACUGAUCCCUCGCUGGCAGUUAUGGAUAAACACUGGGCUACAGAAGAUUGGAAACAAGACGACAACGCACUGUUGAAUUCGUGGAAGGCAUUCGCUAUUGCCUGUCAAAGUGUCGUUCAGAAUCUUGUCCAAGUGUAUUUUGAGAUAGUAUACCCGAUAUUUCCCCUAUUCCACCGUCCAUCGUUUCUGAGAGAGCUCCAGGACAAGGCACAUAUCCAUAAUCAGGGACUAUUUGCUUCCACAAUGGCCAUGUGUGCCUUGGCCUCCGCACGGGCUAGGGAUGGAGCCUUGUAUUCUAGUCGGUGGUGCCCUUCUCAGCUCUCAAAUCCUCCAUCCGAGGUCUUUUGUACGGCAGCAAAGGAGUCUAUUCCUCGGGACCUGACAGUAGCUAAAGGGGUCGAAUACAUGAGGGCAUGUGCAAUACUCAGCAUUGUCAGCAUUCAAAAUGGGCAGAUUCAGGACAUGCACCAAUACGCUGGAAUGUACCAUACAUUAAGUGUUAUGGGAGGGCUACAUGAUGAGAAAUUAUGGCCUAGGGACUUGAGUCUCGUCGAGACUGAAGUCCGUCGAAGACUGUUCUGGUCUAUGUAUACAUUAGAUGUUUAUUCAGCGAUCGUAUGGGGACGAAUAAUCCGCUUCCGAGAAGCGCAGUCUAACGUACGUUACCCUGGAAAUGUGAAUGAUGAUUCGCUCGAUUCUGAACCCGGAGUAUCUUCUGUACUGGAGGGCCGUAAUGCUACUCUGAUGUCCGCAGGCCACAGUGAUCAACCAGUUGCCUGGAUGCGUGGAUGGAACUUUACCACUGAUCUUUACCGAAUCUUGGAACAUGCUAUUGACUAUCAGCGACGAAGUUCAUAUAUUGAUACAGAGAGUGUCUGGUCAUUAUUUUGCCCAACGCCUGUGUCGGGGUCUUUGGUUAUGGAGCAUGUGGAUUCCAUGUUUUCUGCAUUACCUUCGCAGCUUCGAGUAACCGACCCUGCCACUGGAGUUCAAAACUGUGAUAUUGUUGGAUUCCAGUCGGCCAAUAUCCAAGCAACCCUCCAGCUUCUACGCAUGGUUCUUUCCUCAAGUGAAGACCAGGGGGUGGAGGAGAAAUGCGAAGUCGCAGGCAAUGUUCUCACUGUGUUUUCCAAGGUACCGAUUGAAUAUUUGAAAGCCAUUAGUUCUCCGUUGUUUUACCAUUUGGGGGGUAUUGGCUAUAUUCUUGGAUCUGUGAUGGAGGGCAGCUUGUCAGAAGUAUCUUAUCAACGAGUUCGCAAACUUCUGUUAGAGAUGGCUGCACUUUUACAUCGUCUAGAGUCAGGAAUUUCCCGCUCAACCGGCGCCAGUGAGAGACUCAAAACACAAGUACAACGAAUAGACGACUAUAUGCAGAAACAGCGGCCUUCUAAUGCACAUGGUGGUCUGGUGGAAAGAUCCACAGUAUCUGGACCUGCCUACGUUGAGAAUCGGUAUAGCCCAUCACUAUACGGGGAACACGGCUUGCAAUCUAGCCAAGAGCACCUUACCGAGUUUGAUGAUCCAUUAGCUUUUUUCCAAUUGCCUCAAGACUUACUGGAUGAUUGGCCUUGGUCGUCUGACACAGGUUUGUUAGAUGGGAUGUUUCCGAUGGCCUUUGAUAAGGUGAAGCAGCAGGACUCUUGCAUCUUGCCAAUCAAUAAUACUGGCGAUCUGAGUCGAACUCAGGUCGAUGAGCAACCCACGUUCUCUCGCAGAAUACCUAGAAAUAUCACGUGGCCUGUGCCAUAUGAUGAAGCUUCACUACGUCACGGCGAAGACGUUCCUUCCGUUUUUCAGCUAAUCAUUCACCAGCCUUCCUACUUCCUCAGUAGUCAGAUUACUACUUCUCAGCACUAUCCUCUCAUUCCUCAGGCAACUCCUCCUUCUGUCAACAUGUCAACCUCGAAACCGACAGCAAAGCAGAUCCUCGAAGAGGUCACUCAGACGAUAAAAGACAUCACCCUCACCAACUAA